GUCAGCACAGUAAAACCUUCUACAAGAAGUUUUGGCUCUUUAAUGUUUUAAGAUUAGUCCAUUUAUGCACCGCUGCUGUUUUAGCCAUCAAAGUGCUGCAUCAACAAUACAUUACAAGACGUUCACUGUCGGACGUUAAAUCUUCUGCUGUGAGUAAUGUCCCCAUACUUGUGAGGUGUUUUGUAGAGAAUAAAGUCUUUUGCUGAUUUUGUCUGACAUUGCUUAUAUAAAUAGUUCAAGUAAAAAAAAAGGUUUAAUCUGCUUGAUUUCAUGAACUAGAUGUGUACCCGCAUCAUUAUCUUGCUGUUCUGCACUUUUGAAUGCACAUUGAGGAUCACCCUGAGACUCCCAAGUGCUCUGGUUACAUUGAAGUGUGUCAUUCUGCGUUCAGAAUGCACAUGAGGAGAUUUGUGCCACUCUGUAUUGGUGCCUUUUUAUUAUAUUGUAGCAUUCUCUAUCUGAUGAAGCACCAGGCAUUUUCGGAAUUACUCAGGCUCUUUUAUUAUUCAAAGUUUCCCAACUUGAAUACAGAAACUGAAUAUCCGGGUUACUGUUAAGGCCAUAACCCAUGCCAACAAACACAGUUCUUCCAUAUUGAGACCCCAGAACUGAAAAAAAGAGCAGGUAAAACAGUCCACUCAUCCGCCCAAUCAGCCACAUGUUUUUUAAUCGGCUACCAAUCAGUGAACAUGUCAAUCUCAAUAAACUUACAGAACUCUAACACUUAAAGGAGCAUAAACUCCUUCAUUUCAAAUGACAUUACAAUAUUCUUGCAAUAAAAUGUUAUAGUUAUUAUGCCUAUAUUUUUGUUGAAUAUCAGUUAGUUACUAUGUUGAAGUGCUUCGCUUAGCGUCCGUAUGUCCUUCUGAAACACAUCUGAUCAGGGCAGGGGCGGAUUAACCACGGGGCCGAUUGGGCCAUUGCCCAGGGGCCUCUAAACCUAAGGGGCCUCAAGCUCUAAAUCAGUUAUUUAUUUAUUUUGAGAUAUCUAUUAUAAAUCCACAUAAAUGUCAGCCUUAUGUGAAAUACCAUUUGUUCGGCCGAAGUCCUGCAUGCAUUUAUUGUUUAAUGAUAAAGCUUAAGAUCCCUUAAAACCCUAAAUAUGUGUACAGUAACCGUUUGUAAUAUCUGGUUAACCGCGAAAGUUCAUGAACGGUUAUUCUUUUAUUUGUCGGGAGUCGACUCGGGAAUAAAGAACAUUUAUUGCCAUGGUGUGUCAAACACAAACUCAGAUUAGCAGGGAAUAAAGUACACAGUGAGCUAUGAGCCUAAACAGCACAUUUAAGUCAAACAAAAAUAAUCUCUGUCUCUGCCUGUAACAUAGUUGACCAAUUCUUAAUCAAUGGAAAAUGCGUAAUUCUGCCUGGGCAGGUUCAUUUUCCAUGAGGCAGCCAACGCUACGGUUUAUAGGACUUCUUUGGGACGCAUUUUUUUUUAAAUGAUUCAGCAUUUAACUUGUGUAAGUAUUGUCUGCACACUAGAGCAAAAGUGAAAAAAAAAAAAACAUUGUCUCACCGUUUAUCAAGCGCUGAAACUUUGCCAGGUGAAAAACAAUCUGGAAUCAUGUGUAACAGUCAAAAUAAGUCCUCUUUACAAUCUAAACUUCAUCAGAAUGUCGAUUUGUGACACCUGCACUGAUAAAGCUUGAUGCAGCACAACAAAUGGUGAAACAGAACACAGGUGUCUCAAGAUGCAUUUAUAAAUAUUAAAGUUCUUUUAACUUAACAGUGUCUACAAAAUGCGACGGUCCGGCACAACGAAUUGUAAAACAGAAGGCAGGUGUCUUGAGAUGCAUUAAUAAAUACUGAAGCUCUUUUAAACUUAACAGUGUCUAAAAAUGCGACGGUCCUGCGUGGUAAGCUGAAAAAGGUGAGUUGUGGCGCAACGAUCAAAGAUGUCUGUCCAGUGUGUUUACGUAGAAAAACAGCGCAGAUGCACUCGUGAACAGGCCAUAACUCGUCCUAUAGACUUCUUGAAAAACUGACCCAAACCUGGCCCAAAACCUGAAGGUUUGUCAGGUACCGUCGGACUCGGAUCAGGUUGAAGACCUCUAAACACGUGCAGAAUAACCAAAUAGUGAUUUUGGUAUUUGAAUACAAGCGCCGUGCAUAUCCCUAUUAAUAACGCAUGAUUUUAGAUCGGUUUAUAAUUAAAAAGUACAUAUGAUUGGCCGUGUAAGCCAUUGCUCCAAACCUUUCUUUCGUCUAUUUGAAAAAUCAAGUUUUCUCUCAGUUCUUAAUCUGUCCUUGGAUCGGGGUCAGGUGAACAUAACAGAGCCAAAUUAUACAUUAUUAUCCUUAACAGCGACUAGUUACAGUAACUAGUUGUUCAAACAACCGACCGACUAGAUGAUUAUUGAAAUUGGUAGCUUUGCACAUCUCUGUUCCAAACCUGUAUGACUUUCUUUAUACUAUGAAAGACAAAACAAGAUGUUUCACUUAUAAAUCAUCUUUCUUUUUUUCAUCCAAUGAAAGUGAAUGGUGACUGAGGCUGUCAGUCCCUAAAAUUCUCCCUAACAUCUCCAUUUUUGUUCAACGGAAGAAAGAAAGUCAUAUGGGUUUGGAAGAAAUUGAGUGUGAGGAAACGCAGACAAAAUGUUAAUUUUCAGGAGAAACAUACUUUUAUUCAGUGAAAACUGUCAAGUCUUAUUUACUACAAUGGCAAUUAAUAUUUAUGCUGUCUUAGCAGUAUUUCACUGAACCAGACCCUUUCUUAUGCAUCACACUAGUCCAAAAGCACAACACAUAUACAAAUACAAAGGAUUAAGGAUUAAACAGAUUUGUUUUUAUAAUGCUCUACUUGCCCACCCAUGUCCAUUUGAACCUCAGCCCAGUUUCUUUAUUUCUGCUAGGUGUGGGACACUGAACUGGAGCAGAGUGCUGAGGAAUGGGCCGAAACCUGCUUGUGGGAGCAUGGCCCAGCUGGCCUGCUGCCUCAGAUUGGACAGAACCUGGGAGUGCACUGGGGAAGCUUGUUUGGGCGACUAGUAGUCGAAUCGGCUGUGCGAUCAAUGUGUGCUACAACAUGAAUGUCUGGGGCCAGAUCUGGGCAAAAGCGGUUUAUCUCGUGUGCAACUACUCACCAAAAGGUAACUGGUGGGGAUAUGCCCCAUAUAAACAUGGCUCCCCUUGCUCUGCCUGUCCACCCAGCUAUGGAGGAGUGUGCAAAGAAAACCUCUGUUAUAAAGGUGAUGGAACAAAUAGACAAAGCCCACGUGAGGAAACAGAAGAAAGAAACUCUGUAGAACCUGAGGCACCUCAUAGCCCUGGACCCCGUUUACGGGCCCCAAGUCCAACCAGACGCCCAAACCCAGUUGUGAGCAAAGAGCAGAUGUCCCAGAUUGUGAUGUGCGACACAAAGCUGAGAGACCAGUGUAAAGGCACUACAUGUAAUAGGUACGAGUGUCCUGCUGGUUGUUUAGGCAGCAUGGCAAAAGUGGUUGGAACAGUGUAUUAUGAUAUGCAAUCCAGCAUUUGCCGGGCAGGUAUUCAUUAUGGCGUCAUUGACAAUGAUGGUGGUUGGAUGGAUGUCACAAGACAAGGCAGAAAGGAGUUCUUCAUUAAAUCAUACAAAAAUGGAGUCCAGUCUCUUGGGAAGUACCAGAGUGCCAAUGCUUUCACAGUAUCAAAAGUGACAGUAAAAGUUAUAACAUGUGUGACUACAGUUUCUGUGUUAUGUCCUUACCAAAAGUCUGGAAGACACUGUCCAAGAAUUUACUGUCCUCAGAACUGCAUGCAAGAAAAUCCCCACCUUUCCAGAGUCAUUGGCACUACAAUUUAUUCAGAUAAAUCUAGUAUAUGCUGGUCAGCAAUUCAUGCUGGUGUCUUAAACAACGAGUUAGGUGGUUACAUUGAUGUGAUGCCAACCAACAACAGGAAGCUGUACAUUUCCUCUUACCAGAAUGGCAUAUUAUCAGAAAGCCUGCAGAACCCCGUGGGAGGCAAGGCAUUCAGAGUGUUUGCCGUUAUUUGAGUGUGUGCUGAAACCGUUGGUCACUCAUCAACUGUUGAUUAGGCUGUAAUCGUGCCCAUUGUGAGGGCUGUUCUGCUUUAAACCAGCCUAUAUUUCCUUUCACACAAAUGUUGACUGAACUAAGUAUUUGCUGUAUAGACGGAGAGCCCCUCCAAUGCAUCAAGUUGAUUAGCCAUUGUCUUGCCUAAAAAGCAUGUAAUUAGAGGAUCUUUCAGGGAAUAUGGUGUCUGUAUUGCAGAGAAAAUUACUUAAGAGGUUUUAAUCUUUUAUUAUAUUCACUAAGCACAUUUCAGCGAGUGUUACAGCAUAUCUAUGACAUCUUCUAGUUUCAUUACAUGCUGAAUAUGCAUCUAGUUCUCACUCAUUUAUAAUUUUCUUCAUUUGUCCACUAGGCCUAUGUAUUUAUUUUUACCAUUUUGUUGCUUUAGAGCAAUAAAGGACUGCUGAUAAUGUUUUUAUUUUUAAAUGUUUGAGUUUAGUUUUUGAGAUUUUGCUGAUUAUUGUGAUGAUAAUAAAGAAUGUGGAAAUAAUCCUGCAGGGCAGGAACAAAAGAUUGUAUGAAACUUUGAGCUCAUUUAACAUUCUGUAAAUAGCUUGUUGUAAAUAGCCUGUUCAUAGUGUUAAUUGAAUGAGGUGCUGUAUUCGUGUUUGUAUUGUAAUUAAUUAGCAUAAAAACGAAUGCAUUGUCAUUGAAUGAUUUAGUAGGUUGGUAAAAGCAAGCAUUUGUUCAUAAUACAAACAUUUGAGGUGCUUUUCAUUUGUAAAAUGUUUUGAAAGUCUGUAUUUCCUUAGUGUAUGCAUAUGAUUGUACAUAUUAUUUUUCCUACCUCAUAUUGUCUAAACAUUUUACAUUAAAUUUAAGUAA
Messenger RNA from Myxocyprinus asiaticus (Chinese sucker), 4837 nucleotides. Its product is annotated as cysteine-rich secretory protein LCCL domain-containing 1-like. Gene Ontology annotation, cellular component: extracellular region. The record is from RefSeq and is a predicted model, not a curated record. The transcript has 12 exons. Bases 2887 to 3972 code for a protein of 361 amino acids. NCBI's taxonomy places the organism in Eukaryota, Metazoa, Chordata, Actinopteri, Cypriniformes, Catostomidae.